AUGUCCACAUUCUUUGAUGAAAUGCCAAAGUCAUUUACUGACGUUAAAUUAUCACCAGAAAAUAAAAUAGAUACAGCAGAUUUUUUAGAAGCUUCAGAACAAUUAGUUAAAUUAUUCGACUUAUUAGGUUCAACAGCUUUCGUAGUUGUACAAAAUGAUAUGACUGGUAAUAUUAAAAAAAUAAGAACUAAAUUAUUAGAAGAUCCAAUAAAUUGUUCAGCUUUACAAGAUUUAGUAUUAGUUGAAUCUACAACAAAAACAAAAACUGCAACUCAAGGUCUUUUAUGGUUAUCUCGUGGAUUACAAUUUACUGCUCAAGCAAUGAGAGAAACUUUAGAUCAACCAACAAAAGAAUUAACUUCAACUUUUACUGAUGCUUAUGGAAAGACAUUAUCAAAAUAUCAUGGAAUUUUAGUUAAACCAGUUUUUAAAUUAGCAAUGAAAGCAUGUCCUUAUAGAAAAGAUUUCUUUGCAAAAUUAGGUGCUGAUCAAAUUAAAGUAAAUGAACAAUUAUCUGUUUGGUUGAAAAGUUUAGAACACAUAGUACAAAUUAUUUUUGAUUUUUUCACUUCUGGAAAUUAUGGUAAAGGUUUAUAA
Molecule: messenger RNA, 597 nt
Organism: Lodderomyces jiufengensis
Lineage: Eukaryota; Fungi; Ascomycota; Pichiomycetes; Serinales; Debaryomycetaceae
Gene: HET1
Product: Het1p
Exons: 1
Coding region: 1-597 (198 amino acids)
Biological process (GO): ceramide transport; intermembrane lipid transfer
Cellular component (GO): membrane; cytoplasm; cytosol
Molecular function (GO): ceramide 1-phosphate binding; ceramide 1-phosphate transfer activity
Source: RefSeq, a predicted model, not a curated record